GCCGUUUAAGAUUAUUGGUGGCAGCGACUUUGCUAUAUCGGUGAUUUUGUUUUCCUUCGUGGAGGUAGAAAUAACACAAUUCUUAUUGAACUGAGAAACCUUCUCCACGUAUCGUAAUCUAUAAAAGUAUGCCGAGUUCCCUUGUUAUGAAGAUCAUCUAAACAACCAAACACCUUUGUUCUAGAACGAUGACAGAGACUCCGAGCAAGCAUCAUCCGACAGACUCGGUGUUCAUCGACCCGUUCUACCUCAAGAGUUCAUCCAGCGCUGGUGAAAGAUUCACAAGACUUCGCUUUGCGGAGGUGCCUCAUUAUCUACAGGGUAACCCAUUCAUCCUUCGGGGGUACUUGAGCGACUUGUCCUACAAGAAAUGUAUCAAGAGUACCUUUGUGUGGUCGAAUGAAACGGUGAACGUGUGGAGUCAUCUAGCGGGAUUCCUCAUCUUCUUAGGUCUGACGAUUUAUGACAAUCUCGUCACCAUUCCCAACUUCAAUGGGACACUCAACGACCAUCUCGUCUACACAGUCGGCCUCACAUGCUUUCAGUUUUGUAUGCUGUGUUCUGCUGGGUACCAUGUUUUCAGCUGCCAUUCCGAAGACGCCUACAAACGCUGGUUAGGUCUGGACUUGGCCGGUAUCUCUAUAGGUAUUCUUGGGUGCUACAUCUCUGCUGUGUACUACGCUUUCGGCUGCUACCCGUACUGGAAGAAGAUCCACCUUGCUGUUGUGUGCACCCUUUUAGCGUUGACGAUUGUCGUGCAGUUUCAUCGUCGCUUCUUAACGGCCCGAUGGGCAACAAGGCGAUUGUUGUUGUUCUGUACGUCUGUUGCUUAUGGUGUUGGACCAAUCAUCCACUGGAUAUCACUGCAGGGCGGAUUUCACAAAGAAAUAGUUCAGAUUUUCAUCCCAAAGAUUCUUGUAAUGUACACCAUGGCCUUCUUGGCUCUGUUAUUCUAUGCAACAAAGUUUCCUGAGCGGUGUUUUCCUGGUAAAGUUGACUACAUUGGGUCAAGUCAUCAAUGGUGGCACAUCAUCAUCUUAGGAGCGUUUCUAUGGUGGCAUCACUGCGGGAUCGACCUUGUCCAGUAUCAGACAAAAUACCCUUGCCAAGAAGUUAUGCCCUCUUAAACUUUGUUUAUUCCCUGAUGACGCUGAAGACUUCUUGAAUUCCUGGCAACUUGUUCAAAAAUGUUGGAAAAAACCAAAUUCUUGCAGCGGUUUGUUUGCAGUGGAAUCAUGCAGACUGAAAGGACUUCCUGGAGACUUCCUACAGAAAAUGUAGACUGCCAGUAGACUUCAGGAAACCAGGAGGUUUCCGGCCAACUUCCUGAAGAUUUCCCAUAGGAACUCUAAACUCCCUGCAGACUUCAGGAAACCUGGAGGUUUCCGGCCAACUUCCUGAAGACUUCCUACAGAAAAUGUAGACUGCCAAAAGACUUCAGGAAACCGUCAGAUUUCCGGCCAACUUCCUGAAGAUUUCCCGUAGGAACACUUGACUCUCUGCAGACUUCAGGAAACUCUUUUCCCUCACUGCUGGAAUUACCUCAUCUUAGCCAAGUGUUUCUGGGGGUCACUGUGGGAUCAUACAGACUUUCUUAAAGACUUCCAACAGGCUCUGCCUUCCUGCCAAAUUUCAAAAUGGCAGAAUGUUCAGAAAAAAAGUCUGUUUCCUUAAACCCACCUGGCUGAUCAUGAAAUACAAUUUGAAAUUGUAAUAUUAUAGUCUAUGUCAGCAAACAGUGUAACUGUAAAAUCAAGUUUAUAAUCAGUGUGUCAAUCUAGUGCCUGUUCGAUCAAUCAAUCAAUCAAUCAAUCAAUAGAAUGCCAUCAUUCUAGUUGCUUUUUCCAAACGACUUGAGGUCCAAAGGAAGCUGCUAACUGGCCCAUCCUGUGCGCAGUGUGUGCAUAGAUUUUCUUACAUGGGUUUGUCAUUAUUUUUUGUGAAAAAAACCUCGCAAGUCAGGAUGGACACUUCAAGGUGAGGGCUAUACUUAUCUG
Molecule: messenger RNA, 1997 nt
Organism: Asterias rubens (European starfish)
Lineage: Eukaryota; Metazoa; Echinodermata; Asteroidea; Forcipulatida; Asteriidae
Product: progestin and adipoQ receptor family member 3-like
Exons: 7
Coding region: 189-1127 (312 amino acids)
Cellular component (GO): membrane
Molecular function (GO): signaling receptor activity
Source: RefSeq, a predicted model, not a curated record